AUGCGCAGAUCGCAAAGCUUAAGCACGGCGGUGACCAGAAAUGUGAUCGUGGUUGGUUUGUGCAUCUCCAUCAACUACAUCAACGGCACGCUCGUCCACACCUUCAUCAAGCAUGAGAUCUUCAACAAUAAUCCUCGCUACAUUCUCUUCGUUCACAUGGUGUUCAACGACAUGAUUCAACUGUCGGUUGCGGUCGUCCUUCACGUUUUAAGCUACACCGUGUUUACUCUCAAUGUCUCUUUCUGCUGUGUUUUAUUGAUCUGCGUUAUAUUCAUGACACUCAACACGCCUCUGACCCUCGCUAGCAUGGCUGUGGAGCGCUACAUAGCCAUCUGUAACCCUUUACGUCACGCUCAGAUCUGUACGGUGCCUAAAACGUACAUCCUUAUCGGCCUGAUCUGGGUCCUGAGUGCCAUUCAGGUUCUUCCAGACCUGUUCAUCCUGUUCGCUGUAAAACCUCUAACCUUCUUCUACAGCAGCGUGGCCUGCGUCAGAGACAACGUGUUCGAUAACCCGUAUAUAGUGCAAAAGAGAAAUAUCGUGUACAUCGUUUAUCUGAGCUUCGUGUGGCUCACUAUAGCGUACGCCGCCCGAAGAUCAUGUGUUUUGUGCGAGCCGCGAACGGAUGCUCGCAAAGCUCGGAGUACCAUCCUCCUGCACGGGGUCCAGCUUCUGAUGUGCAUGCUGACGUUCGUCGGGCCCUUCCUGGACAGGCUGCUUUUGGAAAUGUUUCCACUGUACAUUGUAGAUACGAGAUUCGGAAGUUAUUUAGUAAUCCAGGUAAUCCCCAGGUUUAUCAGUCCAAUUGUGUACGGCGUGAGAGACCAAAUGUUUUGCAAAUACCUGAAAAGAUACUUACUGUGUUCAAUGUUCAAGAUCAGGAGGAACAUACAAAAUCUCCAAUCUACUGGAAAUUUGGCUAAACAACUUUGGAUAAAAACAUCAAACAAAUUUAAUGUACAACAACAUCCUGAGAUAUCGUCAGUCAUUGUAAAGAAAUCAGAUGGACAGACAAGAUGGGCAUCAUGUUGCAUCUUAUUUUCCUCGUUUGUUCUCAGACUUAAGGCCCGCGUGAUGAAUUCAACAGGAGGCCAGCAACUCCUCGUGAGAGACACGUUCACCACGGCCUUCGUUAAGAACUUCAUCAUGGUCCUGGUGUGGCUUCUCCUCAGCUACAUCAACGGCAGCGUCGUGGCCACCUUCUUCAGACACCAGAUCUUUUACGAGGACCCCCGCUACAUUCUAUUCAUACACAUGGUGAUCAACGACGCGGUGCAGCUCACCGUGACCAUCGUUCUGUUGGUGGUCAGCUACACCCUGUACACCAUCAGCGUAGGAGUGUGUUGUUUCUUCAUCCUGGUGGCCGUGUUCACCACCAGAAGCACGCCCGUCAAUCUGGCAGGCAUGGCCAUCGAGCGUUACGUCGCGAUCUGCCAUCCUCGUCAAGCGCAGAUCUGCACCGCGCGCCGCGCGUACCAGCUCAUAGCGGCCGUUUGGUUCGUUUCCGUAGCCCCCGACAUCACUGACCUUUUCGUGACGUUGUCCACGGAGCCCAUGAGCUUCUUCCAAACGAGCGUGUUUUGUCUCCGACAGAACGUGUUCAAGGACCCCGUGCUGCUGUACAAACGCCAGGCGUUCGACGGCAUUUAUUUCUCGCUGGUGUUCCUCACGCUGCUGUUCACGUACCUGCGCAUCGCGCUCGCGGCCCGCGCGCUCUCCAACGACAGAGCUUCCGCCAGCCGCGCGACCAGCACUAUCUUGCUGCACGGGUUCCAGCUGCUGAUGUGCAUGCUGUCUUACGUGUCUCCCAGCGUGGGCGUGCUGGGCAUCAUCUUCCCGGGGCGUCCGCAAAUCCCGUUUCGCCAACGCUAUCGUGUGUAUAUUUUGCCACGCUUUUUGAGUCCGAUCAUAUACGGAGUGCGGGAUAAAAAGUUCCGCAGGUAUCUAAAGAGGUAUUUUGUGUGCGGUCUCGCUGGGAUAGACACCAGUGUAGAGUGUAAAGAUGAAGAAGAUUAA
Molecule: messenger RNA, 2016 nt
Organism: Puntigrus tetrazona (Sumatra barb)
Lineage: Eukaryota; Metazoa; Chordata; Actinopteri; Cypriniformes; Cyprinidae
Gene: or90a1
Product: odorant receptor, family 90, subfamily A, member 1
Biological process (GO): G protein-coupled receptor signaling pathway
Cellular component (GO): membrane
Molecular function (GO): G protein-coupled receptor activity
Source: RefSeq, a predicted model, not a curated record